AUCCCGUAGUUUGUUUUUUUGUCAUCAUGUCGUCAACAUCCAUGCAAUUGUCUCAAAAUGAGGCUGAAAUGAAGGAACAACUGAUAGAAGCCAAUCUCUAUGAAGAAAAUAUGAGUCUUGAGGACAUGCAGAGUAUUGUCCAAGUUCUACAAAUAUCAAAACAAGACAGCUUUAAAAUUGUACAGAACUCACCAACACACAGUCCUGAAAAAUCCACUUCUUCAUAUUCAGAAGAAUUUGAACGAACAGCAAAUAAAUAUGAAAUUUCAGGACAUAUUCAACAUAAACCACUUCCCAGUUUAACUGUAAAAUGUAAAGUACCCUUGCAAGAACAUGAGAGGGCCAUUUUUUCACAAGACACAAUUACUGAUGAUCAUUCAUCGAUAUUUGAUGAUAUCACUGAUGAUAAAAACAUAAAUAAUGGUACUAGUAAUGAAAAUGAGUCAAAGAAAAAUGUUGAAUAUAACAUAGAAAAUAACAAUGACUUUCCUGCAAUUGAUAAAAAAUUGAUUCCAAAAGAUGCUGUAACUCCUAAACAAAAAACUAAAAAAACAGUAGCUGAAUUAAAAAAACAAAAUCUAGAGAGAUGGAGACUAGAUUUAUUUUCAUGUGAAAGAAUCAAUCAAUUACCUGAACAUUCAUUUCAUGAUUCUGAAGAUAUGUGGCCUAAAUUUGAUCUAGAUGACGAUGAAGCUUUUGAUAAACUUUGCAGUGAAAUUGGAGAAAAAUUGGAUAUUUUAGAAAAAAGAUGCAUUCCAGAAGAAUAUUAUAGUGAAUUGGCGCCUCCCAUCAAGAUUGAAACAAGUGGAUACAAGCCUCCAACUACUAGAAAAAAACCUUUUGAAAAAUUACUGGAUAACUUCAAUCAAUGUUCAGAUAAUUCAAAAAAAGAAGAACGAGCUACAAAGCGUAAAGCUACAAAUUCCAUAACAGGAGCUGUAUAUGAUUUUGAUUCAGAUGAACCAACUGUUGAUGAUGAUAGUGGGGACGAAUUCAUUCCAAAUAAUAUCAAGAAAAAACGCAAAACUUUGCAAGAUAAGACAAAUGAACCAACAAAGAAAAGUAGAGAUCGAGAUAAAUUGUCUACAACUAAUCAUCAAGCUAUUGAAACGAUUGAUGUUGAUAAAGAUUUAUCAGGUACAGAAGUUUAUGAUAAUUCACAUAAUACGUUACGGAAGAGAAAUACAAAUGAUCAAAAAAUUGAAAAUAUAGAUGAACCAUCAGCUGAAUUUCCAAGAAGAAUCAUUCCUCCAAAUCCUAGUAAAAAAAGUUUUAAAGGACCAAGAGCUAGUAACAAAAAUAAACCAUCAGCUGGAAGUUCAUUGAACGAAGCCCUUAGUGACACAGAAAUCAAAAAAAUAUUACACGAAAUUGAUGAUUGUGUUGAAGUGCCUAAAGAUACUACAGCUAAGUCAUUUCCUAAAAACUCAACUUUAAACAGGAUGCAAGCAGGAAAAGAUAUUUUGAUGAAUAAAGUUACUGCUGAAGAAGAAAAUAAAAGAGCAGAAGAAGAAGCUUUAAAAGAAAAGGCAAUGAAAGCCAAUGCAGAAAAAGAAGAACGUAUCCGCAAACGUCAACAACAACAAGAACUUGAAGAAUUAAAGAUAAUGGAAAAAAACCAAAGAACUGAAACAAAAGAAGAAUUAUACAGGACUCUUAGAAAUAGCACAAACAAAAGAGUUACAAGAGCCAAUUUUAAUAAUAAAUUCCAAGAAAACAAUUUUGAAUCAAUUGAUACAUUGAAAAUCACUAUUGACAAUGAGGGCAGUCAAUCUAAACUAAAGUAUACCGAAAGUAGAUGUCCAAUAUGUCAAAAGAUAUUUCUGAAUAAAGAAAUAGAAGAACAUGCUGCUGGAUGCAAUGCAUUUCAGACAGAUGAAAGUGACCAUGAAUUAUUAAAAUGCAGAUUUUGUUUUGAAUUUCAAACUCAUGAUCAAAAUGAAUAUCAGAGACAUAUUCCAAGCUGCAGUGAACAAGCUGGAAAUCCUUCAACCAGUAGAUCUUCAUCAAUAUUGACUUGUCAGUACUGCCAUGCUUUUAGUUCUGCAGAAGCAGAUCAAUUUGAAAAACAUAGAAACGUAUGCCCUGAAAGAGUGUAUAAAAAUCGCAAGUUCAAUGAUGAAUCAUAUACUUGUAUGUACUGUGAUAAGUUUAGCACCAGAGAUGGACAUAUAUAUGAAGAACACACUUCCAAAUGUGAAAGUAGGCCUUAUGAACGAGAUGAGAAAAGAAAUGGAAUUUAUAGUUGAUUGCAAUGCCUACAAAUAAUUAACUUCAAGAAUUUCGAGAUCUUUUUACUUUAGAGCUUUUCAUAAUAUGAAAUUGUUUACUAAAGAAUGUUUUAUUGAAACUGAUCUUAAAAUAGAAUUUCAAAAAUAUUUUGAAUUUUAAAACUCACGUGCAUCUGCCAAGAAAAGAUAAGUGAUUAAACAUUUUAAUCCCACAAAUGAUAAUUAAUUAUUAGUAUAGCAAUUGAAAUCAUCUAUACAAGAAAAAAGAAGUUUAAAUAGUUUUGAUUUAUUAAAAACUAAAAAAUAAAUUAAGAUAUCCCAAAAAAUCUUUUUCAAUCUUUAGUUAUUAGAUAAAUUUUCUGAAAUAUUGAGUUAACAGGAAAAUAAUGUACAGUGUAAAAUACUCUAAACCAAGGAAAGUUAUACUUUGACUAUGAAUAACAAUGUUUGAUACAUUGUAAGUACCUACAAAAAGAUAUUUGAUGCGCCGAUCAUUAUAAAUUAAUGAUUUUCAAGCCGCACGAAAAAAUUUUGAACAAGAUAUAUAUUUUGUUAUUUAGGCUUAAGAAAACAAAAUUGUUAACUUUAAGC
Trichogramma pretiosum is the source of this 2822-nucleotide messenger RNA. RefSeq lists its product as uncharacterized. Bases 27 to 2249 code for a protein of 740 amino acids. The transcript has 6 exons. The record is from RefSeq and is a predicted model, not a curated record. NCBI's taxonomy places the organism in Eukaryota, Metazoa, Arthropoda, Insecta, Hymenoptera, Trichogrammatidae.